GCGAAGUAUCGCAUCCCUCCACCUCCAGUUUCCCUCGCUGAAGUGAAGUUGACCGGGGUGUGAAUAUGUAAGAAUGUUAAUGACACCGUGCUUCUAAAUUUGGUAAACACAAGUCAUUACUUUCGCAUGUUAUCGGAUGAAGGGCAGAGGGAAAGCUGCCGCCUCCGCACUCUGAUUGCAGGUUGGCCGCGCUUCUCCCGCUCCCUUUACUGCUGGAGUGAUGGUGUAAGGUCGCAGCGAGCUGCUGCCCGCCGGAGCGGAGCCGAGCCCAGCCGAGGCGAAUCUCGGAUCGGCGGGCGGGCGGGCGUUUCUCCAACCCUCAGCCGAAUGUUCCACGUUGUUCCAUCGUUCGCCCUCUGGAAGGUCGGAGCUUGCUACUUUCGGCCGGAUCUCGUACAACUUGGCGACUUUUAAAUUAAGCAACUUGAAUGAGGCAACUCUGCUGAAAAAUUGAGACGGCUUUAGGGGAAAGAUAACAAAAUCCCAGCGCGAUGUAUCCUCAAGCCAGACAUCCAGCGCCUCACCAACCCGCACAGCCCUUUAAAUUCACCAUCUCCGAAUCGUGCGAUCGUAUCAAAGAAGAAUUUCAGUUUUUGCAGGCGCAGUAUCACAGUUUGAAAUUGGAAUGCGAAAAACUAGCCAGUGAAAAGACAGAAAUGCAACGCCACUAUGUCAUGUAUUAUGAAAUGUCUUACGGUCUGAAUAUAGAAAUGCACAAACAGGCUGAAAUUGUCAAGAGACUUAAUGCCAUCUGUGCCCAGGUCAUUCCUUUCUUGUCUCAGGAGCACCAACAGCAAGUGGUGCAGGCAGUGGAACGGGCCAAGCAAGUGACCAUGGCUGAGCUAAACGCCAUCAUCGGGGUACGUGGUCUUCAAAGUCUGCCCCUUACACAGCAGCAACUACAAGCUCAACAUCUAUCCCACGGUCAUGCACUUCCAGUACCCCUCACUCCGCACCCAUCUGGACUGCAGCCUCCAGGAAUCCCUUCUGUUGGAAGCAGUGCGGGACUACUGGCAUUAUCAAGUGCUAUGAAAGAUGAGAAAAAGCACCAUGAAACAGAUCAUCAAAGAGACAGAGACUCAGUAAAGAGUUCCUCAGUGUCUCCAUCAGCCAGUUUCAGAGCUGCUGAGAAGCACAGAGGUUCAAAUGACUACUCCUCAGAUAGUAAGAAGCAGAAAACAGAUGAUAAGGAGUUAGCAAAGCGUUAUGAUAGUGACGGAGAGAAGAGUGAUGACAACUUGGUGGUUGAUGUUUCCAAUGAGGACCCCACUUCACCAAGAGGUAGUCCACCUCACUCACCACGGGAAAAUGGUUUAGAUAAAUCUCGCCUCUUAAAAAAGGAUGCACCUAUAAGCCCAGCUUCCAUUGCUUCUUCUAGUAGUACUCCUUCUACAAAGUCCAAAGAAAUGAGUCUUAAUGAAAAAUCAACUACUCCUGUGCCAAAGUCCAACACUCCAACUCCACGAUCAGAUGCUUCAACUCCAGGAAGUAAUUCCACUCCAGGACUGAGGCCUAUCUCUGGCAAACCACCAGGAAUCGAUCCGAUAGGCUUGAGGACUCCUAUGGCAGUUCCAUGCCCUUAUCCUGCUCCUUUUGGAAUAGUGCCCCAUGCUGGUAUGAAUGGAGACCUAACGAGUCCAGGGACAUAUGCAGGUUUACAUAAUAUCUCCCCUCAGAUGAGUGCGGCAGCAGCUGCUGCAGCGGCGGCAGCUGCCUACAGUCGAUCUCCAGUGGUUGGAUUUGAUCCACAUCACAUACGUGUACCUGGCAUUCCACCAAACCUAAGUGGCAUUCCUGGAGGAAAACCCGCUUAUUCAUUUCAUGUAAGCGCUGAUGGACAGAUGCAACCUGUGCCUUUCCCUCCUGAUGCUCUGAUUGGACCAGGAAUUCCAAGACAUGCACGGCAAAUGAAUUCUCUGAGCCAUGGUGAAGUUGUGUGUGCAGUGACCAUCAGCAAUCCUACGAGACACGUGUACACUGGUGGAAAGGGAUGUGUGAAGGUCUGGGAUAUUAGUCACCCUGGGAACAAGAGCCCAGUCUCCCAGUUGGAUUGCCUGAACCGAGACAAUUACAUCCGAUCGUGCAAGUUGCUUCCUGAUGGACGCACUCUCAUUGUCGGUGGCGAAGCCAGCACGUUAUCCAUAUGGGAUUUGGCAGCUCCAACUCCACGUAUAAAGGCAGAGUUGACAUCUUCUGCUCCAGCCUGCUAUGCUUUAGCUAUCAGCCCUGACUCCAAGGUCUGUUUCUCCUGCUGUAGUGAUGGAAAUAUUGCUGUCUGGGAUCUGCACAACCAGACAUUGGUCAGGCAAUUCCAAGGUCACACAGAUGGAGCCAGCUGUAUUGACAUCUCAAAUGACGGCACCAAACUUUGGACGGGAGGUUUAGACAACACUGUAAGGUCCUGGGACCUCAGAGAAGGAAGGCAACUGCAGCAGCAUGACUUCACGUCCCAGAUCUUUUCUUUGGGAUACUGUCCGACUGGAGAGUGGCUUGCAGUUGGAAUGGAAAACAGCAAUGUAGAGGUUCUUCAUGUGACAAAACCAGACAAAUACCAAUUGCACCUCCAUGAGAGCUGUGUGCUAUCCCUUAAGUUUGCUCAUUGUGGUAAGUGGUUUGUAAGCACUGGGAAGGAUAAUCUGCUGAAUGCCUGGAGAACACCUUACGGAGCAAGCAUAUUUCAGUCUAAGGAGUCCUCAUCGGUGCUGAGCUGCGACAUCUCAGUGGAUGAUAAAUACAUUAUCACUGGCUCUGGAGACAAGAAGGCUACAGUCUAUGAAGUUAUUUAUUAGGAAUGGAGCCUGAACACAAAGAUACCUUUCACUAUAGCACUUUUGUUAGAUUUGCUCUUUAUGGCUGACUUUGCAAAACAAAGACUUCAACGUUCUUGUCAUUGUUUCUCAGCUCUGUGCUGUAUUUGAUCGUAAUUUCUGGACACUUCCGUCUGAUAUACAAAAGCCUCAAAAUCCAACUACGCUGAGCAGAGUGACAAGCUUCUUUUGCCAUUAUUUGAAUGAAGGACCAGAAGGUUUCAACUAUUUAUUUUUGUUUUUUCCAAGACUUUUUAUAAUCUUUGUUGAAAUGGAUUCAUUUCCUACAAGCUCUCUCAAAGCUUUGGUGAUAACUGUUUGAACACAGUUUCUGUUUGAAAAUGCGGAUGGAGGGCAUUGGUUCAUUUCCACCUUGAUUAGUAUUGUGUGUUUUAUUAUUUCUUCAUUUUAAUGCAGAAUUAGUGAGAUUUUUAAUAGGAGUAUCAAGUUACAGAGUAACAUCCUUAGAAUUUACCCAAACUGAAGUUAGUUGAUAUUAUGCCAAGACAAAAAAAAUACAAGACUGGUGAGUUACUUAAAUGAUUUGCUGUUGGUAUUGCUUUGGCAGAAGACAGACUUAAAUAAAACAAUACCACUUCAAAUCAUUUUCUAAGUAUUGUACAAAAUAAGGCAGAAGGUGCCCAUAGAAAAUGGGAAAAUCCACAAGCUGAGAAACGUGCUGAUUUGCUCAGGUGUUUUGCAUUAUGGAAAAACCACCAUUCAGAAAUAACUGAACUGCAAUUAUUUCAUAUUCACUGGAAAGCAAUUACCACAAAAGUGACCAGUCAAAUUCCUAUUCUUUUCAAACAAAAAUUCUUGAGCAGUUAAGAUGGUUCCCCAGAUCACUCCAUUAAAGAUUCUUGAAAUUUAAUUUUGUAAUGGAACACACAAUAAAAUGAAAUUAUUCUGAAUAAAAUUCCUAAAAUUAUCCAUUCUUUGUUGCAUCAGUCCCUCACACAUGCUCUCCCUGGUUUAAAGAUGGUCUGUAUUGUCUGUUCAUUUAUUUCAUCACUUGGAUCCUUUAAUUAUUCUUUGGCCUUCUACAUGUUCCUCAUUGCCCUUUCCACUCCCACUAUCAACAUGCAGGCUUUUAAAAUAUAUCCUUACUCCAUCCCUGGUACCAGCUCUGCUUUCCUAAUCUUGCCCCAGAUUCUUUGUGCCCUUCCAUCACUUCUCCUUUAAAUGCUCCUGAAAAUGUUCACAUCCUUGCAUAGUUGUGACUUUUCAGCCCUCUCUGAACCUGAAGAGUUCUAUCCAUUAUUUGAUGGGAAUUUUCUCUUUCUCUUUCCCUUUCUCUCUAACUUCAUUGUUUCAUUUACUGAGAGCAAAGUCAUGGAAGGUCAACUGGUGAUUUAUGAAAAAUAAUUUUUAUUUGCUAACUUAAAAGUCUAACAUUAUUGUAGAGUUGAGGAAAGGGAGAAAGUAAAGUUGACUGUAACUCAUUAUCUAAUAAGUAUAAUGAAGAUUGUAUAUUGUGAUAGGUGGAGGCUUUGUGCUUGGAUUUGAUGUUCAUAACGGGAGUCAUUUUUGGAUAUGAAAGUCAACUGAAUUUACAUCUAAUGCAUCAACACUAAUAUAGUGUGUUAUCUGUACCUGCACAAUAAUGGAAGAAUAAAGUGAGUUACAAUCAA
Pristis pectinata (smalltooth sawfish) is the source of this 4438-nucleotide messenger RNA. RefSeq names its product transducin-like enhancer protein 4. The transcript has 20 exons. The record is from RefSeq and is a predicted model, not a curated record. Gene Ontology annotation, biological process: regulation of DNA-templated transcription; negative regulation of canonical Wnt signaling pathway. Lineage: Eukaryota; Metazoa; Chordata; Chondrichthyes; Rhinopristiformes; Pristidae. Bases 492 to 2789 code for a protein of 765 amino acids. Gene Ontology annotation, cellular component: transcription regulator complex; nucleus. Gene Ontology annotation, molecular function: transcription corepressor activity; protein binding.